AUGUCUUCAAUUAAGUCACCACCACCAUGGGAAAUCCUAGACCUGGUUUCUCACCAUUUAGAUCCUAAAACCUUAGCCAUAGCCUCUUGUGUGUCCAAGACAUGGUACACUUGCUUCUCCUCCGACCAUCUGUGGGACCCACUUUGCGCUGCCGCCUUCCCCUCUCUCGUAACCACCCUUAGCUCGGUUGCCGCCUCGCUCCCCCGCUUCCGCCUCUAUGGUCUUGGCCAUAGCGCGGCGCUCCGCCGCCAACGGAAGCCUCGUAAACCCCGUCUCUCCCUCGACUGUCUCAUGUUCAUCUUCUCCAUCCGUCUCCCAGGCGGCGUAGUAGAGGUAGUCAAGCCAUGCAACGACAUGCACCGUGACCCUCAUGGGAUGUUCAGAUUUGAUGUCGAGGUGGCGGCGGAGGAGAGGGAGUGGACCUUGGAGGACCUUAGGAAGGCAAAGGUGACGUGGAUGGUGGCGGAGAGGGAUUGGAAAGCGGUGUUCACCGUCGCCGAGGAGAGUACCGGGAAGCUGGCUUCGGGUGUCGAGGGGUUCUUCUCGGCGGAGCUUCCAUCGCCGGGGUGUUGCUCCGGCAGGAUGUCGAGCGGGCUGGUGGCGGAUAUUCGGUUCGGGUUGAAGGACCAAGUUGAGAAAUUUAGUAAAAUGAGUAGGAUUGAGAAGGUUAGUGUUGGGAUAAUGAGUAUACUUAGUUGGAGAUAUAUUAGUCUUGAGGAUGGUCUCUUGUACUUGGACCACUUCUUCCGGGCCGGGUUUGAUUAAUUAGCAGAAUGUAAUUACUAACUAUGGAGUAUAUACUUUUGUUCUCCUAAUUAAUUACAACAUCAU
This is a messenger RNA of Spinacia oleracea (spinach), 831 nucleotides long. RefSeq names its product probable F-box protein At5g04010. NCBI's taxonomy places the organism in Eukaryota, Viridiplantae, Streptophyta, Magnoliopsida, Caryophyllales, Amaranthaceae. Gene Ontology annotation, biological process: SCF-dependent proteasomal ubiquitin-dependent protein catabolic process; gibberellic acid mediated signaling pathway. The record is from RefSeq and is a predicted model, not a curated record. The coding region runs from base 1 to 765 and encodes 254 amino acids. The transcript has 2 exons. Gene Ontology annotation, cellular component: SCF ubiquitin ligase complex; cytoplasm. Gene Ontology annotation, molecular function: protein binding.